Molecule: messenger RNA, 678 nt
Organism: Lodderomyces orthopsilosis Co 90-125
Lineage: Eukaryota; Fungi; Ascomycota; Pichiomycetes; Serinales; Debaryomycetaceae
Gene: YPT52
Product: Rab family GTPase
Exons: 1
Coding region: 1-678 (225 amino acids)
Molecular function (GO): GTPase activity; GTP binding
Source: RefSeq, a predicted model, not a curated record
AUGGCAACCCAACAAGAAGAUACUUCAGCACAACGUUUUGUCCAAUUCAAACUAGUUCUUUUAGGAGAAAGCGCAGUUGGUAAAUCAUCUAUAGUACACAGGUUUGUCAAAAAUACAUUUGAUGAUGCGAGAGAAUCCACAAUUGGAGCAGCAUUCUUGACUCAAUCAAUCACGAUACCUGAAUCACAAACAACUAUAAAAUUUGAGAUAUGGGAUACUGCAGGUCAAGAACGUUACAAAUCUUUAGCACCAAUGUACUAUCGAAACGCUAACUCCGCAUUGUGUGUGUACGAUAUCACCAGCCGCAAUUCGUUUACAAAGGCACAAGAUUGGAUCAAGGAGUUGAAGAAACAAGCACCAAGUGAGAUUGUAGUAGCUUUGGUUGGUAACAAAGUGGAUUUAGAUGAUAACAGAGAAGUGCAACUGGACGAAGUCGACGAAUAUAUUUCGGAGUUGCAAGGAGACGGAUUCAAAAUUAUUAAAGCGGAAUGUUCAGCAAAGAAUGGCGACGGCGUAGUAGAACUAUUUGAAGCAAUAGGUAGAGCUUUACCAGUGGAAGAAGUACUUGCAGCAAAUGCAAAUAGAUCAAGGCAAGGUGAAGUUGGAGGAAGAAGACCUGGUGGUGUUGACUUGAACAGACCUAAACGAGCACAAGCUCAAAGUAAUUCAUGCUGUUAG